AUGUCUCCAGGAGAAAUUUCGCCGCUGGUCAAGGUCAAAGGCCUCACUUGUGACGUUUUCGGCACUACCGUCAACUGGCGCUCAACCGUAACCGAGGAACUCACACUGCGAGCGUUCCGCAAAACCUCUUCCGAUCUCGACCAAGAUCUCAAGACCAGAAUCCAGAACCUCACUGAAGAAGACUGGGGUCGCUUCGCUCAAGAGUGGAGAAAAUCAUAUGGCAAGUUUACUCAUGGCUUUGAUCCUGAGAAGCAUACAUGGAAGACCAUCGACCAACACCACCAUGACAGCCUGAUCGAGCUCCUAGAAGCCUGGGAUCUGUCCGAGCUUUACAGCCCUUCUGAGAUUAAGUCGCUGAGUCUAGUCUGGCAUCGCUUGACCCCGUGGGAUGACUCCUCGGAUGGCCUUGAGAAGCUCGGCAAGACGUACAAGACUAGCACGCUCUCCAACGGCAACAUCGCACUACUCAGAGAUCUGAACGACUUUGGAAACUUGGGCUUCCAGUACCUCCUCUCAGCUGAGAAGUUUGGAGCUUACAAGCCAAACCCAAGAGUGUACACUGGCGCUGCGCGGGAGUUGGGAUUGGAGCCUGAUCAAGUGGCUAUGGUUGCCGCACAUCUGAGCGAUCUUGCUGCUGCGAGAUCAUGUGGUCUGAGGACAAUAUAUAUCGAGCGGCCACGGGAAGAGGAUUGGGAAGCAGACGACGAAAGAUACCAGCAAGCCAAGGAAUGGGUCGAUCUCUGGAUCACAGCGGAUGAUGAAGGAUUUUUGACUCUAGCUCAGAAGCUCAAAGAGCUGGCGUAG
Messenger RNA from Fusarium venenatum, 804 nucleotides. Its product is annotated as HAD-like domain-containing protein. Lineage: Eukaryota; Fungi; Ascomycota; Sordariomycetes; Hypocreales; Nectriaceae. Gene Ontology annotation, molecular function: hydrolase activity, acting on halide bonds, in C-halide compounds. The record is from RefSeq and is a predicted model, not a curated record.